AUGGCGGAAUUGGAGAUUGGACAGCACUGUGAAGUGGAGGACUGCGGGCAGCUUGGUAAGGAGCCCUUGAGCGGCAGGGCAGACCAUGGGACUCUCCGUGGCGGGGGAGGGGGAAGUGCAUCUUCAUGGUACCACUUCUGGGUCUCAGGUUUCAGCUCUGAGGGGCGAGUUGGAAUUGGACGAAGAAGCACCACCAUGGAGAUUCGAGGGUAGAGCGGCUUACUGCGCCUGCCCUUCCGGAAGUGUAGCCUAAUGUACUGUUCUGCAGCUUUUUGCUUCUAUGGGUGUGGAAGGCAAAGGGGAGGAGAUAGUGGACAGUAACCAAAUUAAGGGGCGUGGCUCUUUCCAGAAGUGGGCGUGGACUGUUGCUUGGUAGCCAGUGGUGUUUAGCCAGGACUCUGGUUAUCACUGAAGGCAAAAAGGUGUUUAUCCUGUGGCCGAUUUGCUUAGAUAGAAAAGGGCAUGCGCUAGAGCUCACGUCUGCCAGGCCAAGUGUGUGUGUAUAUGUGUAGGAGAGUAGUUAUCUUUUAUUUAAGUUUUAUUUUAUGGUCUUAUCACAAAACGUAGCUUGCACUCAAUAUAAAACCCUUUAAUCAAGAACGGCCAGUCCUAGUGCUUUAUUAAAGGAAGUUGGAGACUUACAGCAAAUCAGUCCGCCAGUUCUUCUGGCCUUUGCAGAUGCAGGACGGACUUCGCAGCAAGGAGAUGGCUAGUCCGCGCCCGAGCAAAAGUUAUACAUUCUUUAUACACAAAGCAGCAUGUGUCAUUUCGCUUGACCCAAACCUUACAGAUAGCUCCCCUUUCUGGGCUCAGAGCCCAGCACUCCAAGCCCACAGAUAAAGAUAACAGCAAAGGCAGCCAAUUAGCUUAUAUAAAAGCAAGCGAAUGUAAACAUAUAUGAGCUCAUUGCUACGACAACUUCCAGUUAACUCUGGGGUUAUCAUGACUACCAAGAUGGCAUCAGCAAAGCUUCCAGAACAGUUCAGCACAGGUGCUUCGGUUCAGCACAGGUGUUGAUUGACAUAUGAGAUUAUCUGUCUUAUUUUUGUCACUGUCUUAUUAUUGCACCUGUAAAAUAUAUAUAUAUAUAUAUAUAUAUAUAUAUAUAUAUAUAUGAAUUCAUUUAAAUCACUUCUACAAUGCUUUACAUUUCCAAAGACAGCUCUCUACAACCUCUCUUAAAAGAUCAAAUGAAAUAUUACAAAAUACCCACACACAAAAAUUACAAAUGAAAGUGAGAUACAAUAAAGAUUUGUGUUUAAAACAACACGAGUAACCUAAACAGAAAAGUAAAAAUAUCAAAAAUUCAUUUGAGUGUUAUCUUUUUCAUUUUAGAUUUUCUCCCUUUUGUCUGUGAUGGCUGCUCAGGAGUCUUCUGGUAAGAAAGAAUUUAUGCUACAAUCCUGACUCCCCAGAUAUACAACAUCCUAAUCUCUCCCUGCAGGAAUAUCCUUCCCUGCACUUUAAACUCACAUAGAUGACUUGACCCAGGCAUAAUUAUUUAUGGGUGCUGAGGGAUAGCCCUGCUGGCUUAAGUCAAAACAGCAAAAGCAGUGUCAGAGUAAAUGCCCCAAAGGGCAUGUCAAGGGUGAGAAUGGGAGUGGUGUGAGAAGAAUAGACAAAGUUGCACUGCAUCCUAACUCACUUUGUUCACUGGUCCUGCCCACAAAGCUCAGUAUAACAUAUCAAAAAAUGCAGGUGUAACUAAAUUCACCCCAUGGGAGACAAUGGAAGGUCAGAAAAUGAAAGCUUACACUGUCACCCACAAUCUGGUCUUGAUCCACUGGCCAGGAGCAGUUAGGAUGCAGGAGAUGCACUGACUUAACUGCCUUCUGGAAUAUCUGUCUGUUUAGGAUUGCUCUGCUCUUCUUAUUUGUAUAGCACCAUUGUGGCACUUAAAAGAAACAAAAGAACAGUAAUAUAUAUGAAAUAGUCCCAACCCUGAGGAAGUUAAAAUCUGUAGUUGAAUCAGAGAUGGAGAACCUGUCACCCUUGAGAUGCUGUUAGAUUCUCAGCUCCCAUCAGCCCAGCCAAAAUGACCUCUGGUCAGGGCUGGUAGAAGUUAUAAUCUAGUUAUAUCUGGAAGGCUACAAGUUCACCAUCCCUGAUUCAGACAUUUGGAUGGAUGGGCUGCGAAACAACAUAGCUAACAAAUAAACAGAGAGAAGAGAGGAAUGAGCAAAAAUAUGCUUUGUUCAAUUGAAGCUGUAGCGUUCUUGAUUAGUUUUGCUGAGAUAACUUUUCAGAAAAAAUGUGCCAAGUCUUUUUUUGUUCUCCUGUUAAUUCACAAACUAAUGAUAUGUUGGUCUUUAUUUAUUUGUAAUUUUAAGUCUUCAGCACAGAAGUCGGGCUGCUCAUGGUUGUUCUGAGGUAAGUUGAUAAUUUUUAUCAUCUGUAGCAUUCAACACCUCUGGAAUAUUUUAAUUAACAGUCCCUUAAGCUCAUUCUGAAUAAUUUUGCAAGCAAUUCUUUGUAAAUUUUCGUUCAGCAAUUCAUAUGAUCUUUUUGCCAAAUUAUGUUUUAAUUGUAUGCUUGUAGAUCACCUUGAGACUUAGGUAAAUGGAUUGGCUUAGCACAUGAUCCAAACCAGAGUUCAUGGUUUAGCUCUCCCAGAUAAACCACAAGCCAUAAUGCACAAGACAAACAUUGGUUACAACUUGUGGUUCAUCUGAAAACAGCUAACCGCAAACCCGGGUUCAGAUGGCAUGCUAAGGCAAACAUGGCUUAGCUAAGUGCAGGGCAGCACCAAAAUAACUGUGUUGGAACAAAGCAGCUGUGAUCUCUUCCAGAGUCUGCAAGCUCUCAUGUUCACGUUGACUCAUAAUAUGUCUUAGCAUGUCAUGCAAACCAGACCAUUCUCUGCCUUUUCCCCCUAGGUUGCUUAGAGAGUAUUUAUUAUUUACCUUAAUUUGUGAAUUAGUUGCUUUUAGUUGCUGUUAUUCUUUUAUGGUGUCCUUCUUCCUGCUUAUAAGUUACUGAUAAAUCAUAGGCAUAUAGUGAGCAUGAGCACUUACAUAUUUUAGAUUAAUGGCUUCUAUUAGUUUAUUAGGAGUAACUUCCUGGACAUGUUUUAUUCUACUCAAUCUCUUUCCACCUGGCAUUUGGCAAAAGUGGUCUUAUAUUAAGAACAUAAUAUCUUCUCUCUUUAUUAAGAGAGAGCUACUAAAUAGCUGUGAUGUAUGAUGGAGAAAAUGCCCAGUUAUGUUUCAAUUGAAUUCAGGAUGUGUAUUUGUAAGUAACAUGAAUUUCCUUUGAAAUUGUCUUAGGCAAAUCUAAAAAGUGGGGAGGUGAAACCAGAUCACCACAAAUCUUUCUUGUGCACAUAUAAAGGUUGUGAUGGAAAAGAACUUGUUCCUGUGUUGUGCCCUUCCUGUGGAAAGCAGUUUUGCUUUCGGUGAGCAAAUUAAUUAAUCUAAGCAACCUCACUCCUCGUUUUUCAUUAGCUUGUAGACUAACUACUGAGAGUUUCUUCAUCUAUUGUUUUCAGUCACCGCCAUGAACCGGACCAUGAAUGUGAAAAAUUGGAAAUCCCUAAACCUCGCAUGGCUGUUACCCAGCAGCUUGUUAAAGAUAUUGUAGGUAGGUACAGUAAGACUUGCUAAAAAUACAGUUUUCUGCUGCAGAAUGUAUGUGACUGUAUGUAGACUCCUCCUUUCCUGGUGUGGGGACAUAUUGAAGAAACAGGGUAGCAUUGGAGCCAGUAGAUAAAGCACCCCUGGAAUGCCCCGUUUUACUUUUAUUGCUAUUGGAACACUGACAGCACAGGUUUCUACACCCACGGUGGUAAGACUUCUUAGGGCAGGCUUCCUUUGCUCACGGACCUCCCUCUCCAUGGCCGAGGUCCCUAGGAUGUCUUUUCAGGGGCCAUAGGAUUGUGCCCUUAAUAAGGUUUCUGAUACAGAAAGAGAAUAAGAGAGGCUAAGUUUUUCAUAUUUCAUAUUGUGUCCUGGAAGUUGCAGGACCCAGCCUUACUUUCAUCUCCUUGCUACAAUUCCUAAAAGUAAUUGACUUGUCCUGUUUUUCUGUGUUCUUGAGCUAUGUCUGGGUCUACAUCCUAUGAGAGUUAAGUGGAAAUCCUAUGCAGGAAUAAGUCGUUCUGUGCUAGCAAGAUAUAAUGAAGGAGUGGAACCACUUUCAUUCCCACAAGUUCUCAACUGUAAUUGAGCAGUAAUUUUUUUAUUGCGUGAAACCAUCCCUGAGACAGGCUUGUGGGAUCAAGUUGGUUCCUUCGUAUCUGAGCUCCCCUGAACAUCUUCAGUUCUAUAUAUUGGUGUGGCCCAUUCUCAGUGACACAUGUUGAUUACUGGCAAGCAUACAGUACUCAGAGGUCGGAGAAAAGGUUCCAUCCUAUGUACUCAAACAAGAGAAGGCUGCACGUUGUUCCAGUGCACCCGUUCUGAAGAAGCUUUAACAUUCAUGCUGGUGCAUAUUUCAUUUUUAGCAAAAUGAGAGGGACUGGUGAUAGCUACUAAAAUGAGUCCAUGCAUAAAUCUCAGAUUCUAAGAAAGAAGCCACAGUGAGUAAAAGAGGCAGAGGAGCAAAGAACAGCGAAACAGCAGCAAAGGUGGCCCUAAUGAAACUGAAAAUGCAUGCAUCUGGGGAUAAGUCCUUGGUGCAGGUAAGUCACGUUCAUUUGUCUCUAAACACCAUACCUAUUUGUAGUUACUCCCAUAUUUAGUGAAGCAAAAGUGAUCUCUGUACUUCUGCUAUUGUGUUUGUUCAGGGUUUUCUAAAGUGGAAUGCAAGUGUAGGAGAGUGUUGUCUACUACACUGUCCUUGUAGAGCAAUUUAAAUAACUGCAGGACCUGAAGGAAAGAGCAAUGAAGCCCCAUUAGUAAAAUCUUCUUCCCACAGGGACUGUACAUGCAGCAACUUUGUAUAUUAAACUCUGUACAAAUGUAAAAUAUGGUAUAGGAUGGAAACACCUGGAAUUGUGGGGAGAGUGAGGUAAGUAGAUUCUAGAUUGCUGCUGGAUAGUUUUAGUGAAUUUGUAUCCUUGUCAACUGAGGUCCUCAAAACUCUCAAUGAUAUUUAACUAAUAUUUGUAUUUUAUUUUUAUUUAUCAAAUUUGCAAACCGCUCCACCCCUACCUUUUUUUUUAGUUUCAAUCUUUACUGAAAGUUCAAAAGGUACAUAACCAUACAUGUACCAACAUGGUAAGACACAAAAAGAGAGAGAGAGAGAGAGAGAGAGAAAGAACCCGUGCAGAAGGGAAAACAAAAGGGGGUGGGGACCCAAAACUGUAUAUUUUACAAGUUUGUUAUUGUACUUCACCAGAUCUUAACCUAUUACAGUAUUUGUAAGAAUGGAUUCCAAAUAUCAUUGAACUUGUCCAUGGCAAGUCUCCGUUUAUAUGCAAGUUGUUCAUGUGUUGCAAGUUUGUGUAAGUCUUCGAUCCAAUUGUAGAAGGGAGCCACAUUUUUAUUUUUCUUAUUCAUUAGUAUCAGUCUUUUUGUUAUGGUAAGGGCACGGAGAGUCCAUUUGUAUUGUCCUUUUGUGAGGUUCCAUGUGCUGGGUUCAAGAGGAUAUUUUGCUCUGUAAAUGUAAGGUCGUUCCGUACAGUUCUGUUGAUGGUUAGUUACCUUCUGCCAAAAGUCUUUCCAUAUCGGACAAUGAAAAAAACACGUUUUAGAGAAGCAUUAUCCCUAUUAACCCACCCCUAUACCUGUAGAUCUCAGGGUGGUUCACAACAUAAAAUCACAAUAUAAAAAAACAGAAAAUACAUAAUAAAAACAAAAACAUCCCAAUAACCCCCUCUUUCUACAACACAUUUUUAAAGCUAAUAAAAAUGAAAUGAAACCAUCCCAGCUAGAGCAAGAGUAGGGACCUGAUGUUUUCUUUGCCUGCCUGUCUCAUGAACAGCUGGUGGUAGUGGCAUUGGGGAGGGGACAUUCUGUGUAUGUUGUUUUUUACAAUUGGAGGAUAUGUUGUUGUUUUUUAACCUUUUCUCUCUGGUUUACCUGGCCCUGAGACUUUGUAGAGUUCCUUUCUGAGGAGUAUGUUCCUUUCUAAAGGCACAUCAAUGCCAUUUUCUAUUGCAGACAGAGAGAAUCUACUUCCAAGUGUUUUUACCUAAAGAAAGUAAGGAGAAAAGCAAACCCAUGUUCUUUAGUAGUAACUGGAGCAUUGGUAAAGUGAUAGAUUUUGCCGCUACCUUAGCAAACCUUAAGAAUGAGAACAACAAAACCACAGCUAAGGUAAAUCAACUACAGCAACUAUUUUUUAUCGUUCAAAUAUUUUUAAUUUCCUUAGAGAGCUGUGAAAUAACAACAGGGUAUCCCCCCCCCCUUUUCUCUGGAUUUUCAGAAAUUACGACUCUGCCACCCGGCAUCUGGAGAAGCUUUGCCUUUGGACCAGACACUAGCAUCUUGGAUAAGCAGCAGAGAAUCCCCACUAAAUAAUGGUGGAAAUGUGAUCUUGGAAUAUCUUGAUAAUGAAGUCCAAUUUCUAGAAAAUGCAACUUCAUAUAUAGAGUAG
Podarcis lilfordi (Lilford's wall lizard) is the source of this 6477-nucleotide messenger RNA. The record is from the annotation of a GenBank genome assembly. Lineage: Eukaryota; Metazoa; Chordata; Lepidosauria; Squamata; Lacertidae.